This is a messenger RNA of Juglans regia (Persian walnut), 1057 nucleotides long. RefSeq names its product leucine-rich repeat protein 1-like. NCBI's taxonomy places the organism in Eukaryota, Viridiplantae, Streptophyta, Magnoliopsida, Fagales, Juglandaceae. The transcript has 7 exons. Gene Ontology annotation, molecular function: protein binding. The coding region runs from base 177 to 830 and encodes 217 amino acids. The record is from RefSeq and is a predicted model, not a curated record.
GAUUCCUUGCUUCCAGUUCCUUGCUUGGAAGAAAGAGGCAACUCCUCCCUCUCUCUCGCUCUCUCUCUCGCUCGCUCGCUCGCUCGCACGCACAGCAGUAUUCAUAAGCAUCUCGACUUUGAACUUCUUUUUGUGGUUCUCAAGUUGUAACAACAGCAAGCCUUCAAGAUUUGCUAAUGAAGAUCUGUGCUAUGUUUCAUUUUCUUCCUGCUUUUCUUCUUUUAUCGAGCCUUUCAGCGCUUACAAAGGCAAACAUAGAAGGGGACGCUCUGUACGCAUUGAGGAGAGCUGUGAAGGAUCCAAAUGGUGUUCUGGCGAGCUGGGAUCCGACCUUAGUGGAUCCCUGCACUUGGUUCCACGUUACUUGCGACGGUGAUAAUCGGGUUACCCGACUUGACCUCGGAAAUGCGAAGCUGUCGGGCAACCUGGUUCCAGAGUUGGGGAAGCUUGAGCGUCUUCAGUAUCUGGAAUUGUACAUGAACAACUUGGUGGGUUCCAUACCAGAGGAACUUGGAGGACUGAAGAGCCUUGUUAGCUUGGAUCUUUAUCACAAUAACCUCACUGGGUGCAUCCCUGCCUCCCUCUCUAAGCUCUCCAAUCUCAAAUUCCUGCGAUUGAACAGCAAUAAUCUGACUGGGAGAAUACCGAGGGAACUCACUAAACUUGGAAACCUCAAGAUCCUUGACGUGUCUCACAAUGAUUUGUGUGGUACAUUCCCAACCUCGGGUUCGUUUUCUAAGUUCUCGGAGGAAAGUUUCAAGAACAAUCCAAGACUUGAAGGACCAGAACUGAUGGGAUUUGUGAGAUACGAUGUGGGAGGAAGCUGCUAACGAGUCAAGAGAGAAAUAAUGCAUUUGCUAAAUUGCUAAUUCCUUUUGUCUAAUGUCUCUUUAUAACGAAGAGCUCUAGAUCUUCUUAUGUUUCACUUAUAUAUAUAUGUAUAAUAGUACUACUGAUAUUCAACUUCAAGCUUCCACAACUAUCCAUUUUUCCAAUUUGACGAUGUAAAUCAGCACAUGUUCUAGUAGUAAUUCUACUCCCUUCUUGGUGCUAUAGA